Puma concolor (puma) is the source of this 528-nucleotide messenger RNA. Lineage: Eukaryota; Metazoa; Chordata; Mammalia; Carnivora; Felidae. The record is from RefSeq and is a predicted model, not a curated record.
AUGGCCACAGGAAGAGUCCUACUCUGCUCUCUGCUGCUCCUCUCGCUGCAGCCGGGCCUCGGCAGGGGCCCUGGUGCUCGGGGGGCUCCGGUGGUGGAGGAAGAGCCACGAGGGACCCUGAGGCUGCAGCUGGGUAAGAACCCCCUCGGACCCUGCACGACUCCCCCACUCCUUCCUGCUCAGACCCUGCUCGCUGUCAGCUGCCCCUUGUCCCCUGCAGGUGCCCGCCUGCGCAGAGCCCUGGCCAGCCCGUGCCAGCUGUGGAGCCUGCCCCUACCUGUGGCCGAGCUGGGUCUGGGCUACGCUUCCGAGGAGACGGUCAUCUUCCGCUACUGUGCAGGCAGCUGCCCCCGCGGUGCCCGCACCCAGCACGGCCUGACGCUGGCCCGGCUGCGGGGCCAGGGCAGAGCCCACGGCGGGCCCUGCUGCCAGCCCACCCGCUACACCGACGUGGCCUUUCUCGAUGACCGCCACCGCUGGCAGCGGCUGCCCCAGCUCUCGGCGGCUGCCUGCAGCUGCGGCGGCUAA